UGAGUGCUCUCUGAGCAAAGCCCUCAGUGAAACUCUAAGGCUCUGCCCAGGAAACCAGUCUUGUUGUGAAUGUGAUACACUCUCCAGUUUCCAUAUGCUGAGAUUAUACUUCUUCAUCAGUUUGAUGUGCUUGGUCAAAUCAGACACAGAUGAAACAUGUCCUUCAUUCACCAGACUGAGCUUUCACAGUGCAGUGGUUGGUACAGGACUAAAUGUGAAGUUGAUGCUCUACACAAGAAGAAACCGGACCUGUGCACAAGUCAUCAACUCCACAGUUUUGGGGAACUUGAACGUGACCAAGAAAACCACCUUCAUUAUCCAUGGAUUCAGGCCUACAGGCUCCGUUCCAGUUUGGAUGGAGGAUUUAGUACAGGCUUUGCUCGAUGUAGAAGACAUGAAUGUGGUUGUUGUUGAUUGGAAUCGAGGAGCUACAACUGUAAUAUACAACCAUGCCUCUAGUAAGACCAGAAAAGUAGCAAUAGUCUUGAAGGGAUUUAUCGACCAGAUGUUGGUACAAGGAGCUUCUCUUGACGACAUUUAUAUGAUUGGAGUAAGUCUAGGAGCCCACAUAGCCGGGUUUGUUGGAAAGAUGUACAAUGGGCAGCUGGGGAGAAUUACAGGUCUCGACCCUGCGGGCCCUUUAUUCAAUGGGAGACCUCCUGAGGACAGAUUAGAUCCUGGUGAUGCGCAGUUCGUUGACGUCAUCCAUUCCGACAUUGACGCCCUGGGCUACAAGGAGCCAUUAGGAAACAUAGACUUCUACCCAAAUGGAGGAUUGGAUCAACCCGGUUGUCCCAAAACAAUAUUGGGAGGAUUGCGGUAUUUUAAGUGUGACCACCAGAGGUCUGUGUACCUGUACCUUUCUUCUCUGAGAGAGAACUGUUUUAUCACCGCGUAUCCCUGUGACUCCUACCGGGAUUAUAGAAACGGCAAGUGUAUCAACUGUGGUAUACCACAAAAGGAGUCCUGUCCCCUCCUGGGCUAUUAUGCUGAUAAUUGGAAAGAGUAUUUAAAGCAGAAAGACCCUCCUAUGACUAAAGCGUUUUUUGACACAGCUGAGGAGGAACCAUACUGCAUAUAUCAUUACUUUGUGGAUAUUAUAACUUGGAACAAGAGCAUAAGAAGAGGGUCCAUUACAAUCAAAUUGAGAGACAGAGAUGGAACCAUCACAGAAUCCAAAAUCAAUCAUGAACCUGCAGUAUUUCAGAAAUACCACCAAGUGAGUCUGCUUGCAAGAUUUAAUCAAGACUUGGAUAAAGUGGCGAACAUUUCCUUGGUGUUCUCUACCGGAUCUGUUAUAGGCCCCAAGUACAAGCUCAGGAUUCUCCGCAUGAAGUUAAGGUCACUUGCCCACCCAGAGAGGCCCCAGUUGUGCCGGUAUGAUCUUGUGCUGAUGGAGAACAUGGAGAUGGUCUUCCAACCCAUCCUGUGCCCCAACUUGCUGAUGUAACUGUUGCUGGGACACUCGGGCACCAGUAACGUCAAGAAAGCUACAACUGUAGGCUUUUUUUAAAGCGUCACCUCACCUUUUCCUCAAGGCACAAAAAAGUAUGGGUGCUUUUCCAGCAGUGUCCCAUGGAUGUCACAUUGCAAAAUGUCAAACGACCUUGGAUUAUGGAACGGUCCUGGGAGGGGAGCCCCUAAGUAGGGCAAGUCAGAAAUAGCCAGGCUCCCAAGAGCCCAGCGCCUCUCUGGCUGCGUCCUGGGGCCUCUUUGUCCUGGCCUGUCGACUCUGCUGCCAGUCAUUCGGGCAGCUCUGCUCAGCGCUGUGGCUGGUCAAGCAUCUGGAAGGGAAGGACUGGCUGGAGACCUCACUUCGGACUCGACCCCGCACUCCCUGUGCCAAACUCCUCCAGGUCCUUGCACAUAGGAAGGAAUGGAGGCUGACCUACCUCACAGGGCUGUCGUGUGGGUUUGGGGGCAAGUCUGUGAAGGGUUCUUGGAAAUCCCGGUGCCACAUCAGUGAGUGGUUUGAUAAAUGUGAAUAUGCUUUUAUUUAUUUUGAUAGGGCUGAUGUAAUAUACAAUAAGAGAGCUUGUCCUCCUCAACAGCAGCCUGUCUCUUGAGCUGUUCGCUCUGGGAAGACAGGAAAGCCACACCCCGCUCUAAAGUGGGUUGGUGCGUGGAGGCAGUGGGGACACAGGGACAGCACGGGGGUGGGGGCAGCUGCUGGGACUAGACAGUAAGCGCCCGA
Molecule: messenger RNA, 2194 nt
Organism: Neomonachus schauinslandi (Hawaiian monk seal)
Lineage: Eukaryota; Metazoa; Chordata; Mammalia; Carnivora; Phocidae
Gene: LIPH
Product: lipase H
Exons: 10
Coding region: 95-1450 (451 amino acids)
Biological process (GO): lipid metabolic process
Molecular function (GO): lipase activity; carboxylic ester hydrolase activity
Source: RefSeq, a predicted model, not a curated record